Prorocentrum cordatum is the source of this 1029-nucleotide messenger RNA. The record is from the annotation of a GenBank genome assembly. NCBI's taxonomy places the organism in Eukaryota, Dinophyceae, Prorocentrales, Prorocentraceae.
AUGGGGGUGGACCUCCCCGUGGGCCUCGGCUCUGGCAGGGACGCCCCGAUGUGCCACUUCAGGGGCUGCGGCUGCGCGAAGUUCGAGGAGAGGAAGGCCACGGGGCCCACCGAGGACGGGGAAGGGUCGGGGUGCACGUUCUGCGCCUGCUGCGGACACAAGCGGAGCCUCCACCUGUCCAGGGCUGCCAGCACGGGCAUGGGCCACGCCACGAGUUCCGCCGCGAACCCCCCGCCGUGGCCGCACGGCAGUGGCGCAGGCCUGGCGGAGGUAUCGGACGACAGCGUGUUGCGCGCGGUGCAGUGCCUGCUGGAUGCCACCCACAAGCGCACCUGCAAUUGGACGCAGGACCGAGGGUGCAAGAGGCAUGGCGUGCACCACUGCCCCUUGAGCUGCUCGCACAGCAACCAGGUCGCCGUGCCCUGCGGCUACAAGGUGAGGCGCGUGUGGCGAAAUCAGAACCUGGAGCUGUGGGGGAAGUACGUGCUUACCAGGGGUAAGGUCCUCGCGGAGAGCGUGGGAGCCGCCAGGGUCGAGAGCGAAACCAGCGCGCACUUCAAGGACGGACUCCCGGACCUGCAGGUGGAUGCAAACGAAUGGGGUCUCUUCCACGGGGCCAGCUUGCCCGCGUGCGUGAGCAUAUGCGCGACAAGCUUCUCCCACACCAAAGCGCGCAGCGGAGGGACCUGGUCUGGUCAGCUGCCGCUCUACGGGGACGGCUUCUACUUCGCGGAGCGCGUCACGAAGGCCGACGAGUACGCCAAGCCGAGCGACGAGGACCCUACUGCUUUUCACAUGCUCGUGUGCCGCGUCGUCGGAGGCCGCGUGAAAGUGCAGACGAGUAACGACAUCAACAAGGAGGCCUUGAAGCAGCAGGUUUUCAAGGGCGAUCACCACUCGGUGCUUGGCGAUCGCGUAUCCAAGCUCAACAAGCCGUAUCGGGAGUUCGUGGUGUACGAUAGCAACCAGAUAUUCCCAGAAUUUGUCGUCGAGUAUUCUCGAAGAUACUCGAGCGAAUCACCAAGAUAG